AUGGCCCACAGGCUAAUAUACAACAACAACAACAACAACAACAACAACAACAACAACAACAACAACAACAACAACAACAACAACAACAACAACAACAACAACAACAACAACAAGACCAACAACAAGACCAACAACAAGACCAACAACAACCCCGCCAACGUGGAAUCCAUGAACUGCUUCAAUAGAGGAGCACAGAUCAAUAGCGACCAGGCUACCCUGAUGGAAGAAGACAGUGACGAUGUUGGUGAGAGUCUCCUUCCACCUCCUCAUAAGCAGCUGUUGUCAAGCCUCCUUCUUGCACACAAGAAGCGGAUCAUCCAAAUAGCAAGUGGCAAGAUGAAGCCCAUAAGCUUCGUCAAAUUAGAUGAAGAUGCACCAUCCGGCGACUCCAAAUUGGGUAAACUAAUCGGCAAGCAAAAGUCAGGUUAUGAAGUCUUCGGCAGUACAUCGUGCCCUAAAUCUAGGAGAGGCGUCUGA
Venustampulla echinocandica is the source of this 477-nucleotide messenger RNA. RefSeq lists its product as uncharacterized. The record is from RefSeq and is a predicted model, not a curated record. The transcript has a single exon. NCBI's taxonomy places the organism in Eukaryota, Fungi, Ascomycota, Leotiomycetes, Helotiales, Pleuroascaceae. Bases 1 to 477 code for a protein of 158 amino acids.